AUGGCGGCGAUGGAAUCGUAUCAGAAUCCGGAAGACUACUUGGUCGGCGAGACGGCUGGUACUACUGUCAAGUUUUUUGGCUCAAUCGUGCUUGGUAUCACGCUGUAUUUCUUGUCCGGGAUGACUUUAACGGCAACGCUGAUAGCACUGGUUGUGGUUACUCCGGUUGCGGUGUUGUUUAGUCCGAUACUGGUUCCGGCUGGCAUAUUGGUGUUUUUAGUCGGAGUGUGUUUUGUGUUGUCUGUGGUGGGUGCAAUAUGGGCGUUAUCGUUGUUGUUCAAGUACGCGUUGGAGCAAAAGAAUUGGACGCAGUUUAUAUUUGAUCUGGGGCAUAGUCUUUUGAGGAAGUACUUGAAGAUGAGAUUUGGGUGGAUUGGUUGGCUAUGGUCUUUGUGGGAGUGGAUUAAGUGGUUUCAUGAAAUUUAG
Argentina anserina (silverweed cinquefoil) is the source of this 426-nucleotide messenger RNA. RefSeq names its product oleosin L-like. NCBI's taxonomy places the organism in Eukaryota, Viridiplantae, Streptophyta, Magnoliopsida, Rosales, Rosaceae. The transcript has a single exon. Gene Ontology annotation, biological process: lipid storage. Gene Ontology annotation, cellular component: monolayer-surrounded lipid storage body; membrane. Bases 1 to 426 code for a protein of 141 amino acids. The record is from RefSeq and is a predicted model, not a curated record.